AUGUCUUCGAAUCCUUAUGUGGCCAACGAAGUCGUAUUGGCCGACGUCAGCGAGCCAAUGAUGCAGGAAGAAGGUCAAGAAACAGAAGGUACGAGUAAGUAUGCCAAGUUAUCAAGUGUGCUGUUGAUCUCAAUUGUACUGUGCUUGGCGACUUUGUGCGUAGCGGUGGACAAUACGAUAAUUUCGACCGCUGUCCCUCGAAUUACCCAUGACUUCCACAGCAUUGACGAUGUGGGUUGGUAUGCAUCAAUUUAUCCAUUGGCCUCUUGCGCAUUCCAACCUUCCUACGGCAAAGUCUAUACGCUCUUCUCCAGCAAAAUCGUCUUCCUGGUAGCGUUGCUGAUAUUCGAAAUCGGAAGUGUUGUAUGUGCUACUGCACCCAAUUCUCAUGUUUUCAUUCUUGGGCGGGCAUUAGCAGGUCUGGGCUCUGCUGGGAUACAAGCAGGCACCACACUCAUUCUCGCUGACUGUGUUCCGCUACGCCAGCGACCGACAUGGAACAGCAUCAUUGGUAGCAUGUUUGCAGUCGGGAGCGUAGUUGGACCUCUACUGGGGGGAGCCUUCUCGGAUACAACUACAUGGCGUUGGUGUUUCUAUAUCAAUCUUCCAAUCGGAGGCGCUGUCAUGAUCUUCAUAGCACUUUUCUAUGACGGUAGCCGCGGCGGCCACAGAACAUUUGAGUCGACCGGACUUCGAAACGAGAUCGCGCGCUUCGACUUGGCUGGUACUUUCAUAUUUAUAUCGGCAACAAUUUGUCUUCUCUUAGCACUCUCAUGGGGUGGAACCACAUAUGCAUGGGAUAAUGCUUGCAUUAUAGCCCUGUUAACAGUCGCUGGAGGGCUAUGUUGUACUUUUAUCGGUGUUGAAUACUGGAUGAAAGACAGCGCCAUUAUUCCUUUACGUUUACUACGCAAGCCAAGUAUAUGUGCAGCAAUCCUUUUUGGCCUUUGUCUUGGAGGGGUAUUCUUUGUAAAUGUUUUCUACAUACCGCUAUGGUUUCAAAUAGUCAACGGUGUCUCUGCCGUCGAAUCUGCAAUCUUGUUUAUCCCAUUCAUGCUCAGUGUCGUUGGCGGGUUCAUGUUUGCAGGCUUUGGGACCGCUGCAACAGGAUACUAUACACCAUUUGUCUAUGCUGGCUCAAUCCUUAUGUCAAUAGGUACUGGCCUUCUGAUGACUGUUCAGCCUCGGCAUACCUCGCGAGCCAAAUGGGUCGGAUUUCAGAUCCUGUGCGGAGCCGGAGUCGGGUUAGGCGAAGAGCAAGGACUAUACAUGGUGCAAACGACGCUUCCUGAAAAUGAUGUGGCAACUGGUAUCGGCCUGGUACUAUUCGCGCAGACGCUCGGCGGAGCCCUCUUCGUGUCAGUUGCGCAGGCAGUUUUCCUGAAAAAUAUCAGCAAGGCACUCAAAACACUGGCCCCAAACCUGAACCCAAAAUCUGUUCUGAACGGUGUAUCAGCGGGCUCUUCUCCGGAAUUGCGGGCGGCUUAUGCCCUGGCGAUCAAAGACGUUUUCCGUGUUGGGCUUACACUGGGAACGGUCUCGAGCCUAGGCGCGAUGCUGUACGACUGGAAAAGUUUGAAGACCAAGCGCGAUAAUGGAAACGGUGAAUGUAGCAGUAACCAUGAGCUCGAACAUGUCACGGAAGCUCGAAGAGAGGAUAAAUAA
Penicillium crustosum is the source of this 1665-nucleotide messenger RNA. RefSeq names its product MDR family MFS transporter. NCBI's taxonomy places the organism in Eukaryota, Fungi, Ascomycota, Eurotiomycetes, Eurotiales, Aspergillaceae. The coding region runs from base 1 to 1665 and encodes 554 amino acids. Gene Ontology annotation, molecular function: transmembrane transporter activity. The record is from RefSeq and is a predicted model, not a curated record. Gene Ontology annotation, biological process: transmembrane transport. The transcript is spliced from 5 exons.